AAUGAGGACAAUCACUCUGGUCGUGGUUUCGAUGGCACUCAUUUUGACAAAGCAUGCUGUAGUAAAAGGUUGGUGGAUCAGUCAAGAAAAGGAAGACCACCAGUACCCCACAGAAACAGACAACAAGGUCAAAGAGAAGGUAGAAGAGGCGAUCGACUUCGUUAAGGAUGCUUUUGGAGGAGCCAUAGACAUGGGAAGAGCAUACUUAGACAUGAGAGAAGCUAACGUUAAGAACGCAGACAAGUACUUCCAUGCACGUGGUAACUAUGACGCCGCCAAAAGAGGUCCUGGGGGUGCAUUGGCAGCAAAGGUCCUCAGUGAUUUUAGGGAACUCUAUCAGAGCAGCUUGAGUGGAGAAGGACCAGAAGACACGGCUAAGGACCAAGAAGCGAACGAAUGGGGACGGAAUGGAGGUGACCCAAACAAAUAUCGACCCAAAGGUCUACCAGAUAAAUAUAGAUAAAAACUCAAAAGAAUCCUCACAACACCAGACACUGAAUUUUGAUGAAUAUGUAAAUUGUUAUUAUAAUUUCUGGAAUAAAUGUGGAUCAUAA
Messenger RNA from Saccostrea echinata, 554 nucleotides. RefSeq names its product serum amyloid A-5 protein-like. The coding region runs from base 2 to 463 and encodes 153 amino acids. NCBI's taxonomy places the organism in Eukaryota, Metazoa, Mollusca, Bivalvia, Ostreida, Ostreidae. The transcript has 3 exons. The record is from RefSeq and is a predicted model, not a curated record. Gene Ontology annotation, cellular component: extracellular region.